AGUUUCCUGGCCUUGUGAACUGCUUUUCUGGGUUAGUGCUGUGGGGCUCCCGGCCCAUGGUCUGAGCCUGCUGGGCUGAGGACCACUGUGCUGUUCCCAUCCCCUGGGUGACCCUCCAAGUGGCUACACCGGGAGCUGGUCCCCACCUGCCCCUGCAAAGCCCCAGCCCACGUCCUGGAUGGUGGGGCCACCUCCACACUCAAGCUUUGCCCGUCCAUCUGUGCCAGGCCCGGGAGCCAGGGUGGGCCAGGGAGCACUGUGGGAGCCUUGCAGAGCAGCUGCUUGGGACCCCAGGACCCACAGCGGGGUCAGGGAUGGCAGCUGGGGAAGAUCAAGACCUAGGGGAGAGCUGGGCGAGGUGACUCCUGCCUGUAAUGCCAGGACCUUGGGAGCCUUGGUGGGAGGGUCACUUGAAGCUGGGAGUUCGAGGCUGCAGUGAGCUGUGACUGGACCACUGCACUCCAGCCUGGGCAACACAGCAAGACCCUGUCUCAAAAGAACAACAGCAACGAAAGAGCUGGGGGAUGAACCAGAGCUGGCCAGGCGGAAAUAGGCCCUGGCCCAAGCCCAGUUGGGGCUCUGGGGAGCAGAACUGGGGUCGGCUCCCAGGCCUCAGGGUCCGCUGCAUCUUCCUGGCCUGGCUGGGUGUCUUUGCGGGCAGCUGGCUGGUGUACGUGCACUACUCGUCCUACUCGGAGCGCUGUCGUGGCCAUGUCUGCCAGGUGGUCAUUUGUGACCAGUACCGCAAGGGGAUCAUCUCGGGCUCCGUCUGCCAGGACCUGUGUGAGCUGCAUAUGGUGGAGUGGAGGACCUGCCUUUCGGUGGCCGCGGGCCAACAGGUGUACAGCGGGCUCUGGCGGGACAAGGAUGUAACCAUCAAGUGUGGCAUUGAGGAGACCCUGGACUCCAAGGCCCGGUCGGAUGUGGCCCCCCGGCGGGAGCUGGUACUGUUUGACAAGCCCACCCGGGGCACCUCCAUCAAGGAAUUCCGGGAGAUGACCCUCAGCUUCCUCAAGGCGAACCUGGGAGACCUGCCUUCCCUGCCGGCGCUGGUUGGCCAGGUCCUGCUCAUGGCUGACUUCAACAAGGACAACCGUGUGUCCUUGGCGGAAGCCAAGUCCGUGUGGGCCCUGCUGCAGCGUAACGAGUUCCUGCUGCUGCUGUCCCUGCAGGAGAAGGAGCACGCCUCCAGACUGCUGGGCUACUGCGGGGACCUCUACCUCACCGAGGGCGUGCCGCAUGGCGCCUGGCACGCGGCCGCCCUUCCACCCCUGUUGCGCCCACUGCUGCCGCCUGCCCUGCAGGGUGCUCUCCAGCAGUGGCUGGGGCCCGCGUGGCCUUGGCGGGCCAAGAUUGCCAUCGGCCUGCUGGAGUUCGUGGAGGAGCUCUUCCACGGCUCUUAUGGGACUUUCUACAUGUGUGAGACCACACUGGCCAACGUGGGCUACACAGCCACCUACGACUUCAAGAUGGCCGACCUGCAGCAGGUGGCACCCGAGGCCACCGUGCGCCGCUUCCUGCAGGGCCGCCGCUGCGAACACAGCGCCGACUGCACCUAUGGGCGCGACUGCAGGGCCCCAUGUGACAGGCUGAUGAGGCAGUGCAAGGGCGACCUCAUCCAGCCCAACCUGGCCAAGGUGUGCGCGCUGCUACGGGGCUACCUGCUGCCUGGCGCGCCCGCCGACCUCCGCGAGGAGCUGGGCACACAGCUGCGCACCUGCACCACGCUGAGUGGGCUGGCCAGCCAGGUAGAGGCCCAUCACUCGCUGGUGCUCAGCCACCUCAAGACUCUGCUCUGGAAGAAGAUCUCCAACACCAAGUACUCUUGAUGCGGCAGCGAGGGGCCUGGCCACCCUUCCUGGAGCUGGCCAGGUGCCAGGGUCCAGCCCUCCCUCAAGGAAUCCCGUCAGAAGAUGUGAAAUGCAACUCUGUUGCAAAAUCACUCCCCUAUGGUCAGGGCUCUGGAUUCCAACACCACAGACAUGAGACCCCAGCUCAGAGCAAAGGCGGACGUGGACAUCCCGGCAGGAGGGCCCUCCAAGGGGGUUUGUUACUCUGAAGAAUGUAAUGUCAAUAAACAGCUUUUAUGUAA
This is a messenger RNA of Pongo pygmaeus (Bornean orangutan), 2092 nucleotides long. It is a transcript of the gene DIPK1B, whose product is annotated as divergent protein kinase domain 1B. The transcript is spliced from 5 exons. Lineage: Eukaryota; Metazoa; Chordata; Mammalia; Primates; Hominidae. The coding region runs from base 525 to 1829 and encodes 434 amino acids. The record is from RefSeq and is a predicted model, not a curated record.